AUGAUGGAUGAAUUGUGUACAGCAGGCAGUAUUCUUGAUAGGGCUAUUGAAGCAGAGGACAGGAAGCAUGGAGACUUUCUGAGGCUGGAACACAUUGAGGGGUACCUUGAACUGUCGGCCAAGACGAAGUCUUUUUUUACUACAGUUGUUGCUUUGUGGGAUGCGGAUUUCUAUGUUAAAUAUAGCUUGCUCCUGUGGAAGGCCUGA
Molecule: messenger RNA, 207 nt
Organism: Ilex paraguariensis (yerba mate)
Lineage: Eukaryota; Viridiplantae; Streptophyta; Magnoliopsida; Aquifoliales; Aquifoliaceae
Source: the annotation of a GenBank genome assembly